GAAGGGGCGGGGCGGGGCUCCAGGCGGCCCCAGCGAACCCUCCAGUCGGCGAGGGCGGCGGAGGCUAAGUCCCGCCCAGUGCGCAGCGCGCCUCGGGCGGAGCCGGACGCCUGGGCCUUCAGUCCCCGAGCGCUCCCGGGCCGGACCAGAGAAAAGUCUCUGCCAUAAAUGCAUAUGCUACGCAUUUUGACAUUUACUUCUAAGACGGAAUGCAGAAAUGAAACCUCCACAUGGAUUUUAAGUGUUCUCAUAUGUGAUUAGGUGCAGUUUAUCAGAGCUUUAUACUUCUGACCUAUAAGAAGAUUCUUUAAAGGAUAACAAACAACUAAGACCUGUAACUUCAGUACUUCUGAGUUGAACUGAAGCAUCACAAGGAGAGAUUUUAUUACAGCAUCGUCACACAUCUGUUGAGCUUUCAGUCAAAAUUCAUGUGCAUUUCUUCCAUCAGACACUUAACCUCCCAAGAUGGCAGACAGUCUUCCCACUGAGUUUGAUGUGAUAAUAAUAGGGACAGGCUUGCCUGAAUCUAUCCUUGCAGCAGCAUGCUCAAGAAGUGGUCAGAGAGUUCUGCAUGUUGAUUCAAAAAGUUAUUAUGGAGGAAACUGGGCUAGUUUCAAUUUUUCAGGAUUGCUUUCCUGGCUGAAGGAAUAUCAGCAAAACAAUGACACUGGGGAAGAAAAUUCUGCUGCAUGGCAAGACAUGAUCCACAACACAGAAGAAGCCAUUCCUCUUCAGAGGAAGGACGAAACAAUUCAACACAUAGAAGUUUUUUGUUAUGCCAGUGAAAAUAUGGAUGAAAAUACUGAAGAGGUCAAUUCUUUUCAGGAAAAUCUUUCCUCAGCAUCUAAUACCCUCCCUGAACCUCUGGAUUCUACAUGCUUGUCCAAAGCAGCACACUCAUCAAACCUUUCUAGCUAUGAAAUGCCUGACAAAGAUGAUUCAAAAAGUAAGGGAGAAACUUCAGCAGAACUAACUGAUGCAGAGGAAACUUUAGAGAAAGAGAAGAAUUGUGGAGAUAAAACUUGUAUAGAGACAGUUUCAGAUGAAGAUAAGGAUGAAAACAAACCUUUAGUGGAAGAUAACACUGACCUACCAAAGAAAAGUAGAAUUGCGUACUCCCAGAUAGUUAAAGAAGGCAGGAGAUUUAAUAUUGACCUGAUAUCAAAGCUACUGUAUUCUCAAGGAUUGCUAAUUGAUCUCUUAAUCAAGUCAAAUGUUAGUCGUUAUGCAGAAUUUAAAAAUGUCACUAGGAUUCUUUCAUUCCGAGAAGGAAAGAUAGAACAGGUGCCUUGCUCUAGAGCAGAUGUCUUUAAUAGCAAAGAACUCACUAUGAUUGAAAAGAGGAUGCUAAUGAAAUUUCUUACAUUUUGUUUAGACUAUGAACAACAUCCUGAUGAAUAUCAAGCUUUUGUGCAGAGUUCAUUUUCAGAGUACUUAAAAACUAAAAAAUUGACCCCCAACCUCCAACAUUAUAUACUGCACUCAAUUUCAAUGACAUCAGAGUCAUCGUGCACUACAUUAGAUGGCCUUAAAGCUACAAAAAAGUUCCUUCAGUGUCUUGGGCGAUUUGGCAACACUCCCUUUCUGUUCCCCCUAUAUGGCCAAGGAGAAAUUCCUCAGUGUUUCUGCAGGAUGUGCGCAGUUUUUGGUGGAAUCUAUUGUCUUCGCCAUAAAAUACAAUGCCUUGUGAUUGACAAAGAAUCCAGGAGGUGUAAUGCCGUUAUAGAUCACUUGGGUCAAAGAAUAAGUGCUAAAUAUUUUAUUGUGGAGGAUAGUUAUCUUUCUGAGGAAACAUGUUCAAAUAUACACUAUAAGCACAUCUCCAGGGCAGUGCUCAUCACAGAUCAGUCUGUACUGAAGAUAGAUUCAGAUCAGCAGAUUUCCAUUUUGACAGUGCCUCCAGUGGAACCAGCAACUUGUGCUGUUCGGGUCACUGAAUUAUGUUCUUCAUCCAUGACUUGUAUGAAGGACACCUAUCUAGUACAUCUGACCUGUUCAUCUUCUAAAACAGCGAAAGAAGACUUAGAACCAGUGGUGAAGAUGUUAUUUACUCCAUAUACUGAAGCAGAUACAGAUGAGGGAGAACUUAAAAAACCAAGAAUCUUAUGGGCUCUCUAUUUUAAUAUGAGAGAUUCCUCAGGAGUGAGUAGAACCUCAUAUAAGGGUUUACCUUCCAACGUGUAUGUUUGCUCUGGGCCUGACUGUGCAUUAGGAAAUGAUCAUGCAGUCAAGCAAGCCGAAACACUUUUUCAGGAAAUCUUUCCAGGUGAAGAAUUUUGCCCCCCACCUCCAAAUCCAGAAGACAUUAUCUUUGAUUGUGAGGACAAACAACCAGAGUCUUCUAUAACUAAUGUUAAUGAACCCUCUGAGGAAAGCCAAACCCUCGAAAACCCAGAAGAGCACCUUGAGAAUUAGGGGGGGGGAUGUCAACUAGAAAUGCUACUUUGGGCCUUUAUCCUGGCAGUAGAAUAUUUUCAUCUAAAGGAUAGUUUCCUCUUUGAGCAAUUAGGAAUGGUUGUCUGAUAUAUUCUAUGCAAAUGCUGUCUUUAAUUAUCUUUUGAGAAUUAAUGAAUGUCACUGUUAACCUUACAGUAACUAAUUCAUUGGUUACUGGACUACUUUUUUGUUUCAAAGUGAGUUUUGUGAUCCAGAAUCUCAGAGUUGCUUUUACUUUUGAACAUGUAUCUAUAUACAUGUAGAUGUGAAGGUUUGUAUCGCAGCUAUGCUUAAAAGAUUUGUCUGCUAAUGAUCUUCAGGCCACAUUAGUGUCUACAGAAGAAUGAUUAAUAUCUAAGGAAUCUUUUAAUUAUUUUGACAGUUAACCACUAACUAGUGAAACAUAAUGGAAAACUUAAAAUCUUGUGUUCCUUUCAUAUAUAUUCUAAACAGAUAGACAUGGUGGUAGAAGUAAAUACUAAUGCAAGUGCCAAUGUGGUAAAAAUAUUUUUGUCUAUAUAACUUAAAAUAUUAGCUUUGCAUGAUUAUUUGUGAAAGUCUGUUGUUUACAAUACUUCUUGCAGAUUAAUUCUCCUGCUUGGUCCUUGUAGCAAAUAACACAAUGACAUCUCAUAGUCUUCUGCUUUACAAAAAGAGUCUGAGGGAACCUAUUAAUAGUUGAAGAACACAGUGAUAGGAGGCUUAUUACAAAGAAAAUCCAGCGCAUGACUGGGUGAUUGGUCAGGAAAUUGACACAGCCUUGCCCUUUCACUUAAAAAGAAAAAAACCUUCCAUGAAGUAGCCCAGGCUAAAGGGGAAAGAAAUGAUUAUCCUUGGAACAGAUACUGCAGAAUAAUAUGUCUGACAAUCCUAAGGAUAAAUUGUUUGAAGCCUCUUUGUUUCAGCUGGAAUUACAGGUCUUUUUUUUUUUUGGUGAGGUUUUUUUUUUUUUUUUUUUAAUAUAGUCUGUUAAUAGAUUCUCAGUGACAAUGAAACAGCACCUUUCUGGUUCUACCAAUUUGUAAAUCCUAACGAUGUCUGAUAGAAGUCCAGGAAGGAUGUUAUGUCCCUUUAGUUGUGUGCCAGCCACAAGUAAGGAGGUGACUGCCUUCAUAAUCAUUGUGCCUCUUGCCAUCUAUCACCUAGGAGAUAGAUGAUAGUUUUUUUUUUUCCUUCAGAACUAGGAAGUUGAUGCCAUUCAGUGAUGGAAAAAAAAUCAACUGGAAAUGCUACUGUGGGCCUUUAUCAUGACAGAAUAUUUUUCUUUUCUGUUUUUAAGGACAGAAUAUUUUCACCUAAAGGGUAGCUUCCUGUGUGGCACUAUCAGAAGAUGCUAGUGACUGCCCUGGUUGCCUUCCACUGCUUAUAUAGAUUAUGCUAUUCUUAAAGAAAAACAACUUUUCAAAUUUCAAUUUUUGUUCUUGAUCUACAUUUACUAUAUAAUAUGGCACGGAUUGUGCUUUAUCCUUACAGUUAACAAGCCUGUGGGGAAGAUGUUAUUGAAUAUGUUUCCAAAGAGAUAAAAACAUUAAUUUGCUCAGAGUGUGCUAUGUGGGAGAACCAACCUUGGGAUCCAGUGUUUUUUCAUGAUUUCAAAACUGUUAGAAUAGUAUAUAAGUCCUGUAGGAGGAGGCGAUGUUUCUGGAAAGUAGAAGAAGAGCCUAGCUUGGCUGAUAAAGCAGAGUAGACGGACAUUUGUCUCAUUGAAGUAGAUGAUGAAGAUUGGAUAUUAAGCAGAACUUGACUACGUUUUCGAAAAUGAUUCUUUUCAAUAUUGGGUUGUUUGAUCUUAGCAUUGUGUUGUAAAACAUACAGAAGUUACUCAACUAAAAUAUAUGAUCUAAAUAAUAGUUUGGGUGCUCUUAUAUUUCAGGAAAAGAAAUAAAAGUUUCAGUAAUUUUCAUGUAUCAAAAGCAGGAAAAAAAAAGAAUUGUAAUGAAUAUUUUUUAAGUAAAAUGAUGUUAUUUAGUGGAUCCCAAGGUUUAAACCUGUCAAAAUAACUUAAACUCCUGAAACAAACUAGUCAUUUAAAAAAAAAUUAAGAUAAUAAACAAGUAGAGAACACUAUAGUCCUGUGUUCUUUUCUUUUUUUUUAAAUUAAAAAAAAAACUUUAUUUUCCCUUUUGUUGCCCUUUUUGUUGUAGUUAUUGUUGUUAUUAAUGUCGUCAUUGUUAGAUAGGACAGAGAGAAAAUGGAGAGAGGAGGGGAAGACAGAUGGGGAAAGAAAGACAGACACUUGCAGACCUGCUGCACCACCUGUGAAGUGACACUCCUACAGGUGGGGAGCUGGGGGAUUGAACAAGGAUCCUUACACUGGUCCUUGUGCUUCACGCCACGUGUGCUUAGCCCGCUGCACUACUGCCUAACUCCAAGUCCUCUGUUAUUUUCUGACAGGUUAAGAUUUGACUCCAAUUGCCUUAUGGUAAUUUUUUUCAAGAAUAAAUACCGGCAUUAUUUACUGUGGCUCAGGAUUAUAUGAUUGGUGUUCAUUUGAAUUACCAUUGAAUUAACAUCAAUAGCAAAAUGGUAAAAAUCCAAAAUAUAACUUUCAGAAUAUCAGUAAAAUUCAUCUAAGAUUUUAUUAUCAUAUUGUUUUUUUUUUUUUUAGUGUAGUAAUUAUUUAAAUUCCCAAACUAACAUCAUUCUUACUGUAAAGCUAUUUCUCAAACCAAAAUUCAACAAUAUAGGCACCAGCUUUAUUUGUGUAUUAUUGAAAAAAAAAAGCUUAUCAUUGUAGUAAGUUUUGGGGGAUAGUCAUAAAAUGAGAAAGAUAAGGAAAAUAAAUCAGUGAAAAGUACUUUGUUUUCAGAAUACUGCUCUGUCUUAUGUGGUGCCUGGAACUGAAUCCACAGCUUCAUACAUGCAAGACUGCUGUAUUUGCUUAGCUGUUUCCCUUGUCACCAAUAUUUGCCAUUAAUAUGACUUAAUAAUAAAACUGAAAAUAAAGAUUAUUCACAGAUACGUGUAACAGUAAAAGACUAAUUCAGGAAGUUGCAGAAUGACAUUUUUAAAAUGAAUUUCUUGAUUCCAGUGGUGAUUAAGUACAAUUUGAAAAGUGUUUGGAUACUAACAUAUAUGAGUCAUUUAAGGAAAAGUGUACAGGUAGAUUGGUCUGUGCUAAGAUUGAAUGACGUCUUACAGUAUUUUAAAAGAAGUAAACAGGAAGUGUAGAAAAAAGUAUAUUCUUAACUAAUUUCCAAUUGUUUAUUCCUGGGGAAGUUACUGCUAGCUUUCAUUUUACCAUGUAUAAAAUAAAAUAUAUAUCCCAGGUUAAGUUGGAUAAUGUAUGUUGACAUCAAAUCACCUAAGGUGAUGGUAUAUAGCUUAUUGUACUUUCACAUAACAUUCUGCUUGAUCCUUUAUAUAAUAAAAUUAUGGUAAUCCUUAGGAAAGUCAGCAAAGAUAGAAGCAUUAAUUUUUGAAACAUAGAAAUCAGUGGGAUUCUCGCCUUAAAAAUAUUUACACAUGAUACUAAAAAAAAAAAAAAGAACUUCUUUGAGUAUACAUUGUGCUGAUUAGAAAGUUUUAGAAAUACAUGGGAAAGAGUAUAAAGAACUGCCGCAACCCAGUAGGUGACGUGGAAAAACACAGGACUUGAAACACAACAUCCUGAAAUCAGUUCCAGCAUUGCAUGUGCCAGGGUAAUGCUCUGGUUCUUUUUGUUACUAAUAAAUUUGUGGUGGGGAUGGGAGGAUGUAACUAUUUACAGGAAGACUAGCUAGAUGCCAGUAUGAAAAAGGAAAUGAUGUCCCACAGUUCAUUGAAACCAUAUAAAGGAACUGUACAGUUCCCAUUCCAAUCAGUGGUACAAAGAAAACUUUAUUAAGAUGAAAAAUGUUCACAAAGUAACCAAGGUCAUCUGAAAGAAGAAAUGUGUACUGUAAAGACAAAGGAUUUAAAAUGUAAUUUGCAUUACAUAUGCAUAAAGUGCUUAAUAUUUUUUAAGAAGUAGAUAUAUACCCAUACAUUUUUCUAUCCAAUAAGCUAAUUAAGGAACAGAAGAUGUAAAUAAAAGUUCUUUCUUAGAAAGGUAACUCAGAUUUUCCUGAUUCACGCAUACAACAAUUUUGGCUUACAAAUUCAGCAAAACAUUUUUAAAUCGCUUGUGUCCUCAUUCCAGUAGCAUUGUUAUACUAGUACUUUUUCAAAAAAAAACUAUUUAAUAUAACAAGAGUUCUAUAACCUAUCUUUUGAUAAAACUAAUUUUGAGCAGCACAUUCCUAGGAAAAUAUUUAAAGAAAGAUAAGCCACUGGUACAAAGACAUUUCUAGCAAGUUCAUUCACAUAAUUUAAAAAAUAAAUUUAUCCAUUUCUCAGUAACUGAGAAAUGGAUAAAUCAAUUUUGGUGCAUUGCUAUUCCUACCACUGACUGUUACAUAGCCAUUAGAUAAUGAUAUAUUGUAAAACUAUAAAAUAUUUAAAUGUGACUCAAGUGUAUAAAUUACUGUAUUUGCCAAUUUAUGUAAACAUUUAGGUCUACAUUGAAAAUAAAAUAAAAUUGGAGUUUAAGGGGUUCCUUACUUUUCUGUAAAAAGUGCAAUAAAAAGAUUAAUUGAUAAAGUA
Messenger RNA from Erinaceus europaeus (western European hedgehog), 6999 nucleotides. RefSeq names its product CHM like Rab escort protein (gene CHML). The transcript is spliced from 2 exons. Gene Ontology annotation, biological process: protein geranylgeranylation; intracellular protein transport; vesicle-mediated transport. The record is from RefSeq and is a predicted model, not a curated record. Gene Ontology annotation, molecular function: GDP-dissociation inhibitor activity. Gene Ontology annotation, cellular component: cytosol; nucleus; Rab-protein geranylgeranyltransferase complex. NCBI's taxonomy places the organism in Eukaryota, Metazoa, Chordata, Mammalia, Eulipotyphla, Erinaceidae. The coding region runs from base 466 to 2415 and encodes 649 amino acids.